Moneuplotes crassus is the source of this 2074-nucleotide messenger RNA. The record is from the annotation of a GenBank genome assembly. NCBI's taxonomy places the organism in Eukaryota, Ciliophora, Spirotrichea, Euplotida, Euplotidae.
UUUGUGUAAUUAUUCAAUCAAAAUGGAGCAGUCCCAACCCCCGACUAAGCCAGUGCAUCAGCUUUUGUCUAAGCUUGGCAGCUUUGUGACCAUAAUGAGUUAUUAUGGAUAUCAUGAUGAGGCGUAUUUUCUCUGCAGGAUUCUUUGCAAAAUGACAGCCGAAUCUAUCCAGAAGUACAAAAAUAUGCUAAACCUAUGCACUGAGAAGAAGACAAUCUAUAUUAGAAAUAAGAAUAGCUUCAUAUUGGAAUCUGAGUUGAAACUUAACUGUAUCAACAUGUUUAAAUUUGAUUUGGAGCUUCGUUCAUUUGCUUCAUUGACCCAUUUGAAUGAUCUUCUGUUGGAUUUGAAAGCAAUAAAGGAACAGGAUGAGAGAAAAUAUAAACUAGCAGUUACCCAAGGGAAGAAUCCCAAUAAACUAUCUUAUGUUUCUGAAGAUUAUAUCCAUAUUGAUAAAGUUCAUAAUGUGACUCUCAGAGCACAGGAGGCUGUUUAUAAUAAUCUCCAAGUGGUUUCUCCAACCACAUUCCAGAUUCCAUAUCGAUUCAUUCCAACAAUAAAGCAGAUCAACAGUACAGAAGUUAUGGGAAAUAGAAGAUCAGACAUGGAUGAUGAACAAGUGUUUAAUAUAUUUAUGAUCAAUCACUAUCUUUCUCACAGUAAUACUUCAUAUAACCCUGAAAUUGAUAUUGUUGAAAUUAAGCCAAAACACGACAAAAAUUCAGAUUUGUUCUUCUCUUUAGAAUCUUUCCUCUGAAACGAGAAUCAUGAAUCCUCUAGGAUCAUUAUUUUAGACUGUUGUGAACCUCUUGAGGACAUUGAGGAGAAUUUUUGCAUGAAUGCCAAGUUCCAGCAAUACCUUAAGUACUUUCAUUUGCAUGGAGAGUAUGACUAUGUUCAACUCUUUAAAGAUAUAUGAAAUAGUGAGCAGCACUUUGAAUCACUCAGAGAGGUGUUGGUAACUUCAAAGUUUAAAAAUGACUCAUUGAUCAAAGAGUUAUACUCUAAAGGCUGCAAAAAAAUCUCUGGCCAUCUUCCAAGUUUUACAAGAGGAGUUAUCGUGAACGAGAAAUUUUCAGAGAUUAUGAGAAAGCAGCCAUUGCAUUAUUUUGAUGAUAUCGAAGCUAAGUUUGUUGGCCUCCAAUCAACAGAUAACUUCGAUAGCUUCAAUGUUAUUACUGUCGAUCAGGAAUUUGAGAUUGUCACUAAAGGAGAAAGAAUAACUGUAAGCCUAGAGAAGCAUGCUAGGUUUGUAGCAAGUAAAAUCUUCACAACAUUAUCUAAUACUAUCAUGUUCAAACCAGAUUUGUUAUUUGAAUUCAAUACCAAGAUUAGUUCUAUCAAUAAGCAAAAGAAUUAUGAAGGAUCUGGUGAUGAAUUAUUUAUCGAAGUUAAACUCAAGCAUGUUCAUUCAGUUGAUAUGGUACUUGACGGAUCUGACAUUACUUCACAAGCAUCUAUGGCUAAGCUGACAGAAACCUUCGCUUCGUCGAAUCCAAAGACUAAGUGCAGACUUCAGAUAUUUAAAUUCAAUGAAGGGUCAUAUUCUGAAGAUCUGCAGCCAUUCUGCCACAUAAAGUCUUUGAGGUUGGUAAAAUGUCACCCACUUGUGACUGAAAUUGUUUCUGAUGAAAACUACAGAGUAAUGUCAGAGUUAGAGAUAUUUGAUUCUCCAAUCAACUUCCAUAAAUUCACUGACAAAUUUGGCAAGUUCAAACUUAUUGACACUCUCAUGGUCAAACUUUUGACUGGAAACACAGCAAUAGUGUCGUUCCAUGAAGGAAUCAUUCCAUUCUUAUCAGAAGGGAAUCUGCCGAACUUAAAACAUUUGGAUAUUUUCAUCGGAAUGUACCAUGGAGUCAGUGGAGUAGGAGAAUUCCUGUCUAAUAAAGCUGGUAAGAAACUAUAUAUGGAGGGCUACUUCGACAUGCUUGAUGCCUUCCUCAAGAAGAGCUCAAGACUCAGAUUUGUAAAGUACAACGAUCAGCUAGAUCCUCAUGAAUGCACGUCUCGUUCUAGAUAUAUUGAUGUUUCAGAGCACCCAAAAUCGAGAUUCAUUGAAAUUAUUUCAUAG